GUCUGGGCCGGCCACUUCUACGUGUGCCUGCUCAUCAUGCUCCUGCAGACCAUGGCCUUCCGGGAGAUCGUGUCCGUGCGCUACAGCGAGUACAAGUCCGUCGACGGCGCGGGCCGGCUGCCGCUCUUCCGGACGCUGCAGUGGGGCUGGUACUACGUCGCGCUCGUUUUCGUCUACGGCGACUUCAUCAAGGAGUUCGCCUACAGCCACGAGCGGGGGCAGGACGUGCUGCUGCACUACGCGCGGCACCACGAGGCGCUGGCCUUCGCGGGCUACUGCCUCGUGUUCAUGCUCAGCGUGUGGACGCUGACCGCGGACAACGUCAAGUACCAGGUGGGCCAGCUGUCGUGGACCAUCGUCACGCUGUGCAUCGUCGUGGGCCAGAUGAAGUUCGUCGCCCACAACAUCUUCGACGGGCUGUUCUGGUUCUUCUUCCCCGCGUGGCUCGUCAUCAACAACGACUGCUGGGCGUACGCGUGGGGCGCGACGCUCGGCCGGCGGCUGGUGAAGGCGCCCUUCUUCAAGCUGAGCCCGAAGAAGACCUGGGAGGGCUUUCUCGGAGCGCUCUUCUCGACGGUGGCCGUCGCGUACUACACGGCGCCGCUCUUCGCGCGGUCGCAGUGGCUCGUCUGCCCCGCGGCGGAGAUCACGCUCGUGGCCCACAAGACGCUGUCCUGCGAGACGCGGGCCGUCUUCGUCAAGCAGGCUGAGUAUGAUGUAUUGGGGCUCUUCACGCUCGAGGGCGUGGCGCCCAUCCAGCUCCACGCCGUCUGCUUCGCGCUCUUCGCGUCCAUCGUCGCGCCCUUCGGGGGGUUCCUCGCGUCCGCCAUCAAGCGGGCCUACCACGUCAAGGACUUCGACUCCAUCAUCCCGGGCCACGGCGGCGUCACGGACCGCGUCGACUGCGAGUUCAUCAUGGCGCUCUUUGUCUACGUGUACCACAAGACGUUCAUC
Aureococcus anophagefferens is the source of this 954-nucleotide messenger RNA. RefSeq lists its product as hypothetical. The annotation marks the transcript as partial. The record is from RefSeq and is a predicted model, not a curated record. The transcript has a single exon. Gene Ontology annotation, molecular function: phosphatidate cytidylyltransferase activity. NCBI's taxonomy places the organism in Eukaryota, Pelagophyceae, Pelagomonadales, Pelagomonadaceae. Gene Ontology annotation, cellular component: endoplasmic reticulum membrane.